AUGGCAGCGACGAAGGUGGCGGUCGCUGCGGUCCAGCUCGUCUCGCGCGCGACGCUGCCGCCCAACAUGGCCGCUGUCCGCCGCAUUGUGGGCGAAGCCGCGGCUGCGGGUGCGUCCAUCGUCGUGCUGCCCGAGUACUGGGGCAUCCUCGGUCGCCACGAGACGGACAAGGUCGGCCUGCGCGAGGCGCUGACGGCGUCGCCGGUCGCGACCAAGCAGCCCAUGCAGCACUGCAUGCGUGAGCUCGCGCAGCAGCACCAGAUCUGGCUCAUCGGCGGCACGAUUCCGCUCGAGUGUCCGAGCGACGCCACCAAGGUGCUCAACACGAUGCUCGUGUACAGCCCAAGCGGCGACGUCGUUGGCCGCUACGACAAGGUGCAUCUCUUUGGCUUCACGCCUGGCGGCAACCAAGCGGCCUUUGACGAGGCGCGCACGAUCGUCGCUGGUCCCACGACGCAGGUCCCUGUCGUGGACCUCCCGUGUGGUCGCGUCGGCCUCUCAGUCUGCUAUGACCUGCGCUUCCCCGAGUUUUACCGCGCCAUGGGACCGCUUGCCCUAGCGGUCGUGCCCGCAGCCUUUACGCAUGUGACGGGCGAAGCGCACUGGGAGAUCCUCCUCCGGGCGCGUGCGAUCGAGAACCAAUGCUACGUGCUCGCGUCCGCCCAAGGCGGAGUCCACGAGAACGGUCGGCGCACGUGGGGGCAGUCGAUGCUCAUCGAUCCGUGGGGACAAGUCAUCUCCGAGCUGCGCGAAGGCGAAGGCUUUGUGCUCGGCGACGUCGACCUAGACGUGAUCCAUAGCACGCGCGCAAAGCUGCCGGCCCUGGACCACCGUCGCAUGUAG
Saprolegnia diclina VS20 is the source of this 843-nucleotide messenger RNA. RefSeq names its product nitrilase. The transcript has a single exon. The record is from RefSeq and is a predicted model, not a curated record. NCBI's taxonomy places the organism in Eukaryota, Oomycota, Saprolegniomycetes, Saprolegniales, Saprolegniaceae. Gene Ontology annotation, molecular function: hydrolase activity, acting on carbon-nitrogen (but not peptide) bonds, in linear amides. Bases 1 to 843 code for a protein of 280 amino acids.